Molecule: messenger RNA, 1320 nt
Organism: Coccidioides posadasii C735 delta SOWgp
Lineage: Eukaryota; Fungi; Ascomycota; Eurotiomycetes; Onygenales; Onygenaceae
Biological process (GO): transcription by RNA polymerase II
Source: RefSeq, a predicted model, not a curated record
AUGGCUGUCCGCGGUGAGAGGUUCACCAUCGACCUGUCCGACGAUGACGACGACGAUGAUUGCCAACACCCCGUCCCUGACCUCCACAAUUUCGUCGCCGACAUCAGGGAACGCGACUCCUCCACCCCUCCCACUCCUCCACAGCUGGCUUCAUCGACCGGCACCGGCUUCCCUUCGCACCGAAAGCGAACGAGACCCUCCGCUUUCAAGCGCCAGAGAGCCUCAGAAAACACCACUCCGCCGUCUACACGUCAGACAGUCCCCCAAGAUGAAAAGAAGUCCAUCGACGAGGAGAACAGACGGCGACUGGCCUCGAUGUCUACGGCUGAGAUCGAAAGAGAACGCGCCGAGUUGAUGUCUGCCCUCUCUCCGUCCCUCAUCGAGCGCCUACUGAAGAGAGCCAACAUCGAGGAUGGAGGGAACGAGGCGAAUGCCAAUUCCAAGUCUACAGGAGAACAAUACAGACAGGACCGACACCCAGACGACAAUCCGUCAAAAUCCGUCUCCUUCGGUAUCCCCCCCGAAUCAGACCAACAAAGCAGCUCCGCAUCCGCACCCCAAGCACCAACCUCUGUCGACGACAUACCACCCGGCCACCCGCCAAAGGACCUCUUUCCCGCCUCCCAACCCCCGUUAGGCCCCAUCCACUUCCCCAGACCUCCACAACCGCGGGGAUCUCCCAUGCCAGACCUCGAUCCCUCAUCGCCGUCAUUCCUCGCCGACCUACAGACCCAUUACUUUCCAGACACACCCCACGACCCGUCUUCCCUCUCCUGGUUAAAGCCAUCCUCCCCCGACGACGCACCUACCUCCGCCUACCACCCAGACAGCACCGCGACAUCUCUCGCCCCGGCAUCCCUCCGCUUCUCACUCUCCGGCGCCCUCCUAGCCCCCAAAACCUCGCUCUCCCUCCCCACCACCCUCGGCCUCCAUCACCACGCCAAAGACUCCGAGGCAGCCGGAUACACGGUCCCCGAACUCGCCAUCCUCUCGCGCUCGUCGGUGCCGGCGCAGCGCUGUCUGGCCUGGCAGGUCCUCGGCCGCCUGCUGUACCGCCUGGGAAAGGGUGAAUUUGGGGAGAAAGGGAGUAGUCUCGUAGAAGGGCUGUGGAGCGUUAUUGAGCGCGAGAAGGUGGUGGCAGGGAUGCUGAACGAGGCCGCUGGCGGGGUGGAUGCGGAUAGAACGGCGUCAGCUGGCGUUGGUGGCAUCGGCAGACAUGCAAGUGCGCGGGCGUGGGCGACGGAGGGCGUGUGGUUGUGGCGGCAGGGAGGAGGAGGAGAUCGCGGGCUGCUGAGAGAUGGAGAGAUACGGUCAAAGUAA